AGGAAGCGCAUAGGACACGGCCACACAGCUCUCUCUGCCGUUGUUUUCUUCCACGCGCUCUGCAACGCCACCGCUCCCCCGCUCGUCGCCGGCGCCGCCGCCGGAGGAGAAGCCGACGAGAUCGGCGACGCGCGCAACCAUCCCGCCGGUCUCCCGCGACCCCGGAUCUCUCCAACAUGUCUACUGUCAAGGGACAGACCAGGAGGGAGAGGCCUAGAGGAGCUCGCCCUCAUGGAUUGACGAAGCAGAAGAGGCAGGAAAUAAAGGAGGCGUUUGAUCUGUUCGACACAGAUAACUCUGGAACCAUUGAUGCCAAAGAGUUGAAUGUUGCCAUGAGAGCCUUGGGAUUUGAGAUGACAGAAGAACAAAUUAACCAGAUGAUUGCUGAUGUGGACAAAGAUGGUAGUGGAUCCAUAGAUUAUGAGGAGUUUGAGCAUAUGAUGACUGCUAAGAUUGGAGAGAGAGACAGUAAAGAAGAACUUACGAAAGCAUUCAGUAUUAUCGACCAAGAUAAAAAUGGGAAGAUAUCAGAUGUUGAUAUUCAGCGAAUUGCCAAGGAAUUAGGUGAAAACUUCACUUAUCAAGAGAUUCAAGAAAUGGUGCAAGAGGCAGAUCGAAAUGGUGAUGGUGAGAUAGAUUUUGAUGAGUUCAUUAGGAUGAUGAGGAGGACUGGAUAUGGUUACUAGAUGGAUGGACAGGAUGGUGCAGCGAGUGUAUGAUCUUGUGCAGUUGUUUUAUGACCACCACCGUGUCUCUCCCUAAUGUAUUUACCGCUGUAGUUUACUCUGAACAAGAACAACCAUGCUGUGUACUGUGUACUUUAACUAUGGUAACAUAUUUAUGCACAUGUUUUCUAUUCGACGGCACUAUCACCUACAAUAGAUCUUGAUUGUGAUUGCGAGCA
Messenger RNA from Oryza sativa Japonica Group (Japanese rice), 904 nucleotides. Lineage: Eukaryota; Viridiplantae; Streptophyta; Magnoliopsida; Poales; Poaceae. The record is from RefSeq and is a predicted model, not a curated record.